GUAAGUUUAAUACAGGCAACGGUCAGAGCUGGGACGUGAAUAUGAGGUUGCCCUUUUGCUAACAUGCAGUAGUAUUCAGUAGAAUAUUCAGCAGCAGCGCAACUGUCAAGGUGGGCUCAGAGAGGGAGAUGAAAACCUCCUGCAACUGUCUGCUGUGUUUUAUUCUCUCCAUCUCUUUGUGUGGAUCUUAUGCAUUUCCACUCUUAAAGCUUGGAAGCAAGAGGUGUUAUCUCUGGCACUGAGCUCAGCAUUAAAAGGAAAUUGCAAGACUCUAAAUCUGCCUGUCAGCCUCUGAUGAGCCUCUGAUUAAUAGAUAAAGCGAGAGGAGAACACCCGGAUGAAUCAAGGAAAAACUUGCAGAGGGAAAUCCGUACAAGCCCUGCUUUUUUUGGACUCUGGUUUGUAGAAGAUUUUGAUUCUUUUUUCAUUUUCUGCAUUGUACUGGAACUGCGUUUUAUGUGUCUGAAGUCUGCAGUGAUUGCAGAUUUGUUUGUCACACUAGCUGAGGCAGAAAUGCUCUAAUGUUGUGCUUGGAUUUGGACUUCCUGAGAGAGGAUUUUGUUUUCACCUGAUCAGCGGUCCUCCUGUGUUUAAAUACUGUCCUCCUGUUUUUUUAUUGAACAUUGUGAGUUGGUCCGUCACUUUAGACUUUAGAGACAGUGAUUUCUACCAGAGACACAAUUUUUGAGGCUAGAUUCGGAGUAAUUGCGUCCUACAGACUGAACAGUCUCACUCUCUUCAGUGGAUCCUCAGGCUUUCCACCUUUGGGACUAUCUGCCGUUGGGACAGACGGUCAAAAUCCAGGAUGCAGGUGUCAUUAGUGUGCACGGACCAUCGCGGAGGGGUGAGCCGCAAUACGGAGGACCGGCUAAACCGACAGAACGCCAAUAGCCCCAACACAGGCACCCGCAGCAAGUUCAGAGCAGUGGCAAUGGUGGCUCGCAGUCUUGGACAACUCUCUGUUCAGAGUGUUCCUUCCUCCAGCGAGCAAAGCAUGAAGACUGGCAUGAAAUAUAGAAACCUUGGAAAGUCGGGCCUGCGGGUGUCCUGCCUUGGAUUAGGAACAUGGGUGACAUUCGGUGGACAGAUAACGGAUGAGAUGGCAGAGCAGCUGAUGACUCUGGCUUAUGAAAAUGGCAUCAAUCUGUUUGACACAGCAGAGGUCUAUGCUGCUGGGAAGGCAGAGGUGGUGCUCGGCAACAUCAUAAAGAAGAAAGGGUGGAGACGUUCAAGUCUGGUGAUAACAACAAAGAUCUUCUGGGGUGGAAAAGCGGAGACUGAAAGGGGUUUAUCCCGAAAACACAUUAUAGAAGGUUUAAAGGCCUCUCUAGAAAGACUGCAGUUAGACUAUGUGGAUGUGGUUUUUGCGAACAGACCGGACCCUAAUACACCUAUGGAAGAAACGGUUCGAGCAAUGACCCAUGUGAUCAAUCAAGGCAUGGCCAUGUACUGGGGAACAUCCCGCUGGAGCCCAAUGGAGAUUAUGGAAGCGUACUCUGUGGCGCGACAGUUCAACCAGAUUCCUCCCAUCUGUGAGCAGGCUGAGUAUCACAUGUUCCAGAGAGAGAAGGUGGAGGUGCAGCUACCUGAGCUCUUCCAUAAGAUAGGUGUGGGGGCCAUGACAUGGUCACCACUGGCCUGUGGGAUCAUCUCAGGGAAAUAUGACGGCAGGGUGCCUCCCUACUCUCGGGCCUCUCUGAAGGGUUACCAGUGGUUGAAGGACAAGAUCUUGAGUGAGGAGGGCCGGCGUCAGCAGGCGAAGUUGAAAGAGCUGCAGGCAAUCGCGGAGCGGCUGGGCUGCACUCUGCCCCAACUCGCCAUCGCGUGGUGCCUACGGAACGAGGGGGUGAGCUCUGUCCUUUUAGGGGCGUCCAACACUGACCAGCUGAUGGAAAACAUAGGAGCGAUACAGGUUCUUCCAAAGUUGUCGUCCUCCAUCACACACGAGGUGGACAGCAUCCUGGGGAACAAGCCGUACAGUAAAAAGGACUACCGCUCUUAACGUGCAGCACGGCCCCGCCCGGCAGGGCUGCACCCGGCCUGCAGCCGCAGUGCCCCACCUUUGCCUGAUCCUCUGUUUGCUUGAGCUUUUACUGAGUGAGACCCUGGCGCAUGAGUCUGGCCACACCAAGGCCACCCAGGGCACCUCAUUUAGAGUUACAGGGAUAAGAUAAGAAAAGGGGGAAAAAAUACAGUCACCUCCACAGGAAAGGAAGGGAUUGACAAAGAAAGACAAAAGUGGAAGAGGGAUAUGCGCUCAUACUUAAAUCAGUUAUACAUUCAAUUCAGCUGAACGUAUUUUAAAACCAUAGAGAAAAAUACCUUUUUAAAAAAAAAAGAAAAAAAAAAGCACACGCUUGCUUGGCAGCCAGAAUUCUUUUUUUUCUGCUUUUUUCUAAAACUGAAUGCAACUAAAAGGAAGAUGAAGUUCAUACUGUAUGAAUAUACGAGAACUACCCUGUUGCACAUGUACCAUAGCCAUGCAUUUGUUCCUCAAACGUUCUGUUUACAAACACCUGUGUACUGUACGAGUCCGUCACGGUUUCUCUGAAUUUGUUUGUGUUGUCGACAUCAUCAGUGUACAAGCCUAUCGUGGGCUUUAACAAUCAGCACUUUAGUAUUGUUAUAAGGAAGGGAGAGGAUGGGUUGUACAAUAGUCUUAUCUCACAGCCAUUGCACUAUUAGAAUCGCAUAGCCUCCUGAUAAUUCCCUCUCCUCAUCCUCCCACUGUGUCUUUACUGGCAGUGCAAUUGUCCAGCCUGAUGCUCUGACACUCCUGCUGUCAAAGCGUGGCGGUGAAGUCCUGUGUUCGCCAGGGCCGAGAGGACGAGGGGCAACGACCGCCCUCUGCCUGGGAGCCUCCUCCUCCGUCCUUGACCAGUGAACAGUCCGUGAUGACAAGCCAGGAGCGUGGGCCGAUGUCUGGGCAACUGCCACUGAAGAGAUUAGCUAUUUAUUCAUCCCAAACGGUAGAAGCUGCUGCUGUAUUAAAUCAAACGCAGUGUCCUGCUUCACCGUGUUACCCAGCCUCUGUUCUGUUUUUUUUCAGACUGAGGAUUUAUUGUAUAGGAAGUGGUCAUAUCAGUGCUGGCACCACAUCUCAUGGAAACUUCUCCUUGAUCAAAUUCUGUUCAAGUAUUUUUGCCUUAUUUACAGUUGCAUCAGACUGUGCUGUGGGCUUUGGCGUAGACAAACAGCUCGACAGCUGCCCCCUUGGCCGACUGGUCUCAUGUACCCAGUAUAUGCGGGAACAAUGACUGGUGGAUGUGGCGUUUGUUGCGAGGAAGAGUUGGUGUUUCCAGUUAAUCAGUGAGUGGCAGCAGCUCAGGGAAUGGAGCAGGUGGUUUUAGUUGUGUGUUGGCGUGCACGUGGUCGGGAGGUUGUAUUUACUCUUUGUCUGUCUUUCUUUCAUGUGUGGACACUGGGGAGGACCAGUGAUGUUUUAGCGUGGCUUGAGCCAAAGAUCUUCUUCUUCUUCUCUCUUUGACGACACACCUGAGUGUUUCACUCUCACUUCCUGCAAGAUUAUAGAACUCAUCUUGACGCAUGUGCUGUCCAGCUUGUUAUCUAUGGUACAGACUUUACUCCAUAUAUAUCUUUACUUGACCAUGCUGUUAUAUUAGUUAACAAAUGUCCUUCAUAUACAGAAUGCAUAGUACAGCUAAAUAUUUUAGGAUCAUAAGGUUCGUUUCAAGCGCCAUACGACUUGAGACGUGUCAGAAGUAUUAUUGCAGAAUUUGGCACCACCCUAUAUCAUUCUUUCUCCUUUGGGUGCUCUCUUACUGUGAUUAAAGCACAAGUGGAUAGCAUGUUAUACAUCCUCAAAGCAUGGACUCUCGUCACCCAGCCUACAGUACCUACAGGAGAAGCAAUGACAUGCUACUCCCCUUACUAACACGUGUAGAUAACAGUCUUUACUAACAGCUGAAACUACUGAUUCUUAGCAGAAAAAAAUAUAAGUACAAGUAAAGAAAACUGUCACAUUAGUGCGAAUGAUGAUAUGAAUGAGAUGUAGGUGUUUCUCAGUUUAAGUGGAAGGGAAUAAUCAAAGUGAGUGUCGUUGUGUGGAUUUGUGCGGAUGAGGUUUAGUCAGCUCCUCUGUGAUUUUUAACAACAGUAAAGUGAUUUCAUGUCUCUGCUGUUGAUCUUGUGGGGGGGUGGUGGGGGGACAACCAAACUAAUCCCUUGCUUUAGCCUGUUGCGUUAGUUGAUCCCUGUAUACGUUUGAUUUGCUGUGUCUUGUAUGUCUGAGUGAAUCAAACUGGCGCAAGCUGAUGCUGUUUUCUGAGAAGAAGAAAAAAAAACAAGAAAAGCAAAGAAUAUUUAUUUCAUUAGUCUGUGGAGUUCUGUGUCUUAAUAUUUUCAUCCGCCGAGAGUGGAGAGGAAGUUUGAGACUUAAAAGGCAAAGUUUGGGAAAUACAUGUAUUUGCGUUCUUGCCGAGAGUUAAAUGAGAAGACUGAUACCACUCCCAUGUCGGUCUGCUUGAUAUGAAGCUACAGCCAGCAGCUGGCUAUCUUAGCUUAGCAUAAAGACUGGAAACAGGGAAACAUCUAGCUUAACUCUGUCCAAAGGUAACAGAAUCUACCAGGUGGAGCAAUUGUCACCUUGUACUUAGCUUGUUAGCAUUAAGGUGUGAGUGAUACCAGAGAAUUUGGUUUCAAUCCAAUUCCAAGUAAAACCAGGAGCACCCACACUUUCUGUUACUAGCAGGUAAUGUGUUGUCUUUGUACCAUUCUUUGUAGGGUAGAGCCCUGUUGUUACAUUUAGAUUUGAACAUGACACAGUUGUUAAUCGUAAAUAAGAAAUGUUCAUUAUGUGAAUUCUCUGAACUAAAGGUGAUUCCUGCGCACAUGAACAUGGCCGCAGGAGAGAUUUAAAUGUUGCAGCAGUAAGUGUUCAUGUGCCCAGGAUGUGAUCUAUCCUGGAUCAAGUUGUUUUUUUUUGUUUUUUUUUGUAUCGAUUCUAUUGACGCUAGUAUCGAUACAAAAACAAGUCAUUGUAUCGGUAGGAUCGAUCCGACCACCUCUAGCUGGUAUUAGUUGUCUCGUCCACCCUGACCAUGUUUGACAAUGUUUUGAGUUAUUUAAAAUGUCACAACGGACAUGUCUCAGAAGAAAAUUAUUCUUGAAAAUGACAUUAUGAGGAUUGUUUUCUUUUCAUGCCUGCAAUAGACAUUCAGAAAUUAGAUUAAUUACAAAAGGAAUUGUUAGCGGUUUUAAAAUGAGGUUCAUUUUUAGUUGCAUUUGCAUGAAUAUUCAUGGUUAGAGUGCUGUAUUUUGGAAAAAGGAGGCUGUUCGGUUCUCUCUUAAUUGCCCCCGUCAAUGGUGUUUUUACACUGGAUUUUGUUCAGGUUAAACCAGAGAUAUGUGCUAAUUGACCAGGCUAGCUGUUUCCCUCUGUGGCCAGUCUUUGUGCUCAGUUAGCUGUUGGAUGUAGCUUCAUAUUGAACAGACAGAGAAGAUUGAUACUACUCUUUUCUAACUCUCAGCCAGAAAGCACAUAAGCACAUUUCCCAAACUUUUCUUUUCAAUGAUAUCUCUGUGCAUGUUGUGUGACCAUCAGUGUUAUUCCACACUGUGCUGACCUGCCCAGCAAAGAUUUUGUGCUUUUACAGGUUAAUGCCCAAUGUAGAAAUAACUCUUAAUGUUUUGAGGCUGGAGUGCAGUUAGAGAAGUUUGUGCUUUAAGUGGUCCUAGUUUCAUCAUAUUUGCUGUUCUAACAUAUUGACUAGUUCAGAAAUGAAACCAGACCCACAGAUCGGUAGAGCUUAUUUUACAGAAGGUUCUAGGUUAUACAGAGAAUAUAUUUUUUAUGUUUUAGCCUUUAAUGCAGUAGAGAAAAUCUAAAGAACUGUUUUUAUUUUAUUUUUCAUCAUGCUGCAUUUUUCCUAUCUGUAUUGUAUCAGUUUAAAGACUGACAAAAAGAAGCAAUUUCUUUGUGUUGUGUAUGCGUUAUGAGGAAUGCUCUGAAGUGAAUGCAAUGGUGGACUGAAUUCACUCUGAAGACGACAUAGUGAGCGCCUGGUAUCUCCUGUACAUAGUUUGACCUUUGUAUAUAUUUCUGGUUGUGAUCACCUCUGCCUUUUCUCUUUUCUUUUUUAAUUUUCUUUUGCAGGCGUUGCUAUCUGCACUGUGCUUGAAUCUGAAAUUUAGACAGGAUGUACAGCUUCGAUCUUCAAUGAAAAUGAAAUAAUGAUAAAAUAAGAAUGGUAAACAAAC
This is a messenger RNA of Seriola aureovittata, 6219 nucleotides long. It is a transcript of the gene kcnab2a, whose product is annotated as potassium voltage-gated channel subfamily A regulatory beta subunit 2a. The record is from RefSeq and is a predicted model, not a curated record. Gene Ontology annotation, molecular function: potassium channel regulator activity; transmembrane transporter binding; voltage-gated potassium channel activity. Bases 806 to 2002 code for a protein of 398 amino acids. Lineage: Eukaryota; Metazoa; Chordata; Actinopteri; Carangiformes; Carangidae. Gene Ontology annotation, cellular component: cytoplasm; voltage-gated potassium channel complex; juxtaparanode region of axon. The transcript has 14 exons. Gene Ontology annotation, biological process: regulation of potassium ion transmembrane transport; regulation of action potential; transmembrane transport.